UGAAGUUGGUCGCGAUCAGUACUGCCAUUAAAAUGGCUGCCAAUGUCGCUGUGACAAAUGAGUCCCGCAAUCGGUUAUCGUUUUGAAAAACAAAAAAAAAAACAACAAUAAUAAAUAAGUCGAUUGUUGGGUGCAGGUGAUAUGUAAAUAGAAGCGGUGAAGUCGCGAAAGUGGUCGACAGUUGUAGUUGUUGUUGGCGAUCUAUCGGCUAGCUAGUUCCAAAUUGUCGAGCUCUUAGGAAUUCCACCGUCUCCGCUGCUGCAGCCGCCGCCACCACCACCACAACCACUACUAAUACUUAACCCACUGUGAUAUAUAUAUAUAUGUUUAUUUGUGAUGGCAGAGGAUAACAGCACAGAGCAGGAUUUGCUGAAGACUAUGAACAUGAUCCAGAACAUGAUUGAUAUAUCUGCCGAGAGACUGGAGGGCCUCAGGACAAAGUGCUCGGCCACUGCUGGCAUCACGCAGCAGGAGAUCAGGACCUUGGAGGGCAAACUUGUUAAAAUGUUCUCCAAUCAGCUGGUCACCAAAUCCAAGCUGCACACGAUGGAGAAACCGCAGCUGCCAUCGCUCACCCAGUGGCUGAAAGUUGUCGGUCUCAGUGUGAGCUCCAUACAGGGUCUGUGCCAGAGGAUACAGUCCAUAGAGGAGCUGCAGGAAAAGACUGAGCAUGAACUGAAGAACAUAUUGAAUGAGAAAGGCACUGCCAUGGACGAUGCCAAGCAUCUGUGCAAAGCUCUCUACAAUCUGAAGAGAUACACAGAUAUAUUGAAACACGGCGACGCCGAGUCCGGAGACUUCCCGCUCUACUGGACGUCAUGGGAGGAGUUGCGACAUCCGUUCAUAGGUCUGUCUCCAAAGGAAGGUAGGUCUAGGGCUGCAAGAGCCUCAGUCCCCUCCGAGGAGUCUCUGAAUAACAAUAGGGCAGGUGCGAUACCACCUUCUGCAUCCGUUUCAAGUAUCAGCUCUCUGAAUGCUCAAUGUGUCCUCACUACUCCCCCUCCUCAAACUAGAGGAAAAGGCAUGAAGUUUCCGACGACUCCUCCGGCCCGCAUGAAGCACUGCGCCGUUAACAAUCACCAAUCGUCGAUCCUACUUCCCGACAUUUUCCCGCUGACGAAGAGCAAAUCGCACGAAUCGCAGCUAGCAAAGAUCGACAAUAACGACGUGCGAAACAAUCGUGAGACGAACACGGUGGGCCGUCGAGGGCGGCUACCGACGGAGCCCGGCCCAGAGGCGAUGACCGGAUAUUCGAGUCCGAUAUUGACGAGUCCCGCGAAAUCGCCACCGUACAAUAACGCCGGCACCGACAGCGACGACAGCAGUUAUAAAUCGGUGCGCGGACCGCCGCCGCCUAUCGUCACCCGCAACAUGACGCACCAGAUCUCGCACAGGUUCCAGAAGACCUUCAAGAUGAUGGCCACGUGCGGCGUCUGCAUGAAGUCCAUCUACUUUGGGACGGGGCUCAAAUGCAAGGAGUGCAAGUACAAAUGCCAUAGGGAAUGCGAGGAGAAGGCCAUUGCCUCCUGCGGAUUGCCUGACGAGCUCCUGUACGUCUUCAAACAAUCGCAAGCCUUCGAUCCUUCGGAUACCGGCAGAGGUAGCAACACCAAAAACUACAUCAACUCGGGAACGAAGAUCCGCAAGCAUUCGCAUCCGCAGUCGCAGAUGAUUUCCAACAUUCCUUCUUACAACAUGCCCGACUCGAAUUCGAGCAGCUGCAACAGUUCCACUCCUUCGAGUCCCGCCCUGCAGCCAGUGAUCACGCCGCAGGCGAACACCAAGCAAACGACGUUCAACUUUCCCGAUAUUCCUCUGAUACAAACCGACCAUGUUCCGGACACGUCGCCGAUGCGUGACUUCCCACCGGAGAAGUCGCUGCAGGAGCUGACGUCGAGUCAGCAGUCCAAGGAUAGCGACAAGACGAUUUCGAUCACGGAGAGCUCUACCGACUCGGACCGGACUCCGGUUCGCAUCAAUUCGCAGGACAGUCAGGUUUCCGAUACGGACACCAUCAUCGAUGGACAUCGCUGGCCGCGACAGAAUAGCUUGUCCAUGAGGGAAUGGGAGAUUCCGUUCGAUGAUCUGACUUUCGGUGAGGUGAUCGGCGCCGGUCGUUUCGGCAAGGUGUACCGCGGCUACUGGCACGGCGACGUCGCCAUAAAAGUGCUGGAUAUGGAAUCGGAGGAGAUCGAGCGGAUCGUCGAUCAGUAUAAAAUCGAGCUGAACAUGUUGAAGAAGACGCGGCACGAGAACCUGAUGCUCUUUAUGGGCACCUGCACCAACCCGAAGAGCCUCACGAUCGUCACAAGCCUUAGCCGAGGCUACACCCUCUACCAUCACAUACACAUCCUCAGGGACAAGUUCAAUUUGAGCAAGCUCAUCAUCAUAGCCCAACAAAUUGCUCUGGGGAUGGGGUAUCUGCAUGCGAAGGAUAUUGUGCAUAAAGACUUGAAGAGCAAGAACAUUUUUAUGGACAAUGGAAAAGUGGUCAUUUCUGACUUUGGUAUUUUCACUGUCACUAAAUUGUGCUUCGGAAAAAGGGAUGACGAUCGCCUGGGGAUUCCACCUGGUUGGCUUUGCUACCUCGCGCCAGAGAUUCAACGUUGUCUGCGAGCCCUCAACUCGCACGACCAAGGACUUCCCUUCAGUCAAGAAUCCGACGUUUACGCCUUCGGCACGAUUUGGUAUGAACUUUUAACAGGCGAAUGGCCAUUCAAAGGUCAACCGCCGGAGGCCAUCAUCUGGCAGGUCGGAAAGGGUAUGAAGCAUCCGUUGGCCAAUUUGCACGCAUCUCGAGAUCUCAAGGACAUUCUGAUGUUGUGUUGGUCGUUCAAGAAGGAUCACAGGCCGGCCUUCGCGAAGCUUCAGAUGAUUCUGGAGAAGCUGCCGAAGAAGAGGUUGGCGCGCAGUCCGUCGCACCCGAUUCAUCUCUCGCGGUCCGCCGAGUCCGUCUUCUAGCACGGAACGACGAGAGGAGGGGCUCCACCGGAGAGGGAGCUCGCGAGUUGAUGAACCCCUCGCACCGCUCAUCCGAUCGUAACCACCAACACGCAAGAGGAUCGGUUCUACCGGGUCUUCGAUUGGUGAGCGGGGAGCUAGAAGGCGGUCCCACAUAAGUUACAGUAUUUGUUUUAUUUUAAUGAUUAUUUUUAUUUUAUUUUUUUUUGAAACGAUUAUUUAAUGAUUUCUGUGAUUUUAACGAAACGAUGUGCAACAUAUUUUUUUUUUAAUUAUUAUUAUUAUUAAUUUUAUCUAUUUAUACUUAGGUAAAUUUAUUAUUGCAAACUGUGUGAGAAGAUGUGGACUAUGACAUACAGGGAAACAAAAGUUUUAAGUAUUGAUUAUACUUCGUUCGUUAUUGUUGUUGCUGUUGUAUAAUGAUGAAGAUGAUGAUGAAGAUUGUGAUGUCUGGAAAAUUGAAAACGAAGAAACAAAGUCUGUGUGCCUUCGCCGAAUGUAUAAAUAUGGGUUCCGAGAGUGUCAUCUUCGACCAUCAACACCAGGUGAAGGAAAAGGAGGAGAACGGAGAAAUGUGAGUUUGCGCGUUUCAACAUUCUUCAACAACAAUUUCAACAAUUCUUCAAAACAGAACAAAGAUACACACACACCCUCACAAGAAAAUUGCUAUAUCUCGCGUGAUGAUGAUGAUGAUGACACGAUGUGACAUCCUGUGCCUUUUUGAAUGUUCGUAGAGAUUUCUGUUUUCUUCGAUUAAUUCCUUCUUUUUUUCUCUCUUUCCCUAUUGAUAAUUCGUGUAAUAUUUGAAACGAAUCGGUUUUCGUCUUUGCGCACUCUUCGAGGCAAAUCAUUUGUAAUCAUUUUCUGCAAACUGGACACUCGAUUUGUGUGUUUUUAGGGAUAUAAAACAAAAAAAAUAUGCACAUACAUAUAAAUAUAUAUUUGUAAUUCGAUAGGCGGAAUGAUAUGAUGAUGUAAUUAAAUAUUUCGAUGUAAAACGAUGAAUGAGAGAAUUUGGAAACAAACGGCACGCGAAGAAGAUGAAUAAAUGUGCAAUAUAUAAUAGAUAUAAUCUCCUUAUGUAAUAACAACAAUUUGUAAAAUUAUUUUGAAAAUU
Molecule: messenger RNA, 4078 nt
Organism: Nicrophorus vespilloides
Lineage: Eukaryota; Metazoa; Arthropoda; Insecta; Coleoptera; Silphidae
Gene: ksr
Product: kinase suppressor of Ras 2
Exons: 12
Coding region: 337-2961 (874 amino acids)
Biological process (GO): protein phosphorylation
Molecular function (GO): protein kinase activity; ATP binding
Source: RefSeq, a predicted model, not a curated record